Trichomonas vaginalis G3 is the source of this 1803-nucleotide messenger RNA. RefSeq names its product cytosolic carboxypeptidase family. The record is from RefSeq and is a predicted model, not a curated record. Bases 1 to 1803 code for a protein of 600 amino acids. The transcript has a single exon. Lineage: Eukaryota; Parabasalia; Trichomonadida; Trichomonadidae. Gene Ontology annotation, biological process: protein side chain deglutamylation; proteolysis. Gene Ontology annotation, molecular function: metallocarboxypeptidase activity; zinc ion binding.
AUGCAGUGUUGCUGCACGCCGAUAACAGUUGGAGAAAAAAAAACUAGAAAAAGAAAACUGAUGUCUUCUGAUGAUGAAACAUUAAUCCAGAGCGAGGAGGAAGAUAUUGGCGAUUUCAAUUACUCAACAACAUCGAUUAAAGAUGUGUAUUAUGUGAUUCAUCGCGGUUCUCCUCCAAUAACUCCUUCAUCAUUUGCGACUGUUAGCAAGAAGACGAGAUGGCCUGAUGAUUUAUGGAGAUCCGGAACCCUUGUCUAUGAUAUACAAGAUCCAUCCAAGUCAUUAGGUCCACCAACCUCACAAAAUGACACAAUUUUGCGAUUUGAAAGCAGAUUCGAGUCUGGAAACUUAAGUAGAGCAUUUCACUUAUCAGGCGAUAAAUAUCAUCUCAUUUUAGAAUACGACCACAACUCCAUUGGCUCUGCUCAGUGGUUUUACUUUAGAAUUUCAAAUACUCGCAAAGAUGCAAAAUAUACAUUCAUUAUUUCCGGAUUUCAUAAGAAAAAGAGCUUGUUUUGCACAGGAUCAAAGGUAUUUUGGUAUUCAGAGAAGCAGGCGAGAAGAGAUAACAUUUCUUGGCAGCGUGGUGGCACAAAUUACCAAUAUGGCACCACAACAAGAAAAAGAUCAAAAAAGAAACGCGCUUCCGUCCAAUUUAACAUAAAAUUCCCUUACAGUAACGAUCAAGUUUAUUUAUGUUACGCAUUACCUUACACAUACUCAGAUUUAACACGAUUUACUAAACAGUGGCAAGCCACAGCAGGUGCAGCUACAAUGGUAGUUGAAACGCUUGGCCAAACUUUAGGAGGACGCGAUUGUCCUAUUUAUACCAUCACUUCUCCACACUCUUCGAUACCAAUGAACUCACGACCAUACAUAUUCGUUACCGCCCGUAUUCAUCCUGGCGAAUCUAACGGUUCUUACUUGAUGCACGGAUUUAUGGAUUAUUUACUUGGCGGAAGCGGCGCAUCGAAAUAUCUUCUCGACCAUUACAUAUUUAAGAUCAUCCCCAUGAUGAAUAUUGAUGGCGUUGUCGAAGGUUUCUACAGAAUAUCAUUAUCCGGAAAUGAUCUUAACAGAAUAUGGACAGAACCCGAUCCAGUAUUACAUCCCAUCAUUUUUAAAGCCAAGAACCUCUUUACAAAGCUCUCGAAAGAAAGAGAAGUCGCAAUGUACUUGGAUUUUCACGGCCACGCUCGACUUCAUGGUACUUUCGCUUUCGGAUGCCCAAAUACAGAUGACCCACAGCUCAGAGACAAGGAAAAGAACUACCCGAGGAUCCUUUCUUUCCUUUCUGACGCUUUUGCAUGGCAAUAUUGUGUUUUUUCGUAUCCUUCCGAUAGAAAAAGCGCUGCACGUAUCGUUGUGCGCUCAGAAUUGAAUGUGGUCCAAUCCUUCACGAUAGAAACGUCUUUCGGAGGCCUUACGAGUGGUCCGAGAGCUGGAGUAUUAUAUGACGAAAUUAGUUGGAAAGAAUUGGGCCAAAAGUGCUGCGAAGCGACUUUCCACUACCUGUGCGGCAACGAUUCACCAAUUACGUCCUAUGUUGCUAAGGAAUUGUCGUUUUUGGCUCCAUCUGAUCCUCCAAAGAAAAGUGACAAUUGGGCACCUAAAGCUCGACUUCCUCCUGACGAUGCUCCGAAGCAGUCGAUCAGUUUCGCGUUAAAUGGUCGAAAAGGACAAGGAAUGUUUAGAUUGGGCGGUCCGACGAGUUAUUUGAAGGUUUCGCCUCAGAAUAUUGAGACAACACAGACAACAUAUAAGUUCCCGAAAUGGCAACAGAUGAAAUAUACUUUGAACUGA